This is a messenger RNA of Mycotypha africana, 556 nucleotides long. RefSeq lists its product as uncharacterized. NCBI's taxonomy places the organism in Eukaryota, Fungi, Mucoromycota, Mucoromycetes, Mucorales, Mycotyphaceae. The coding region runs from base 27 to 377 and encodes 116 amino acids. The transcript has 3 exons. The record is from RefSeq and is a predicted model, not a curated record.
CAGAACGACAUUCAGAAGUUUAUGUGAUGUGGAAAGAAUUUUUAACCGCUAUUUUUGUUCUUGAUUUCAACAAUGUGUCUCAAGCAGAAUACAUUAUGAUCGAGAUGUGCGAGCGUAUUAAAACUGUUGUAGUAUGGAAUAACUGUUGCCUCCUUUUAGUUAAUGGGAAUAUUCAACAGUUUUCGGCAUCUUCCUUUCCUUUUCACAGCCCUUUUGACCGUGCAUUCUAUGCCUUGUUCUGUUCUCAAACCAUUAGCUGUGCAUGUUAUUCUCUUUAUCGUCAAUUUAGUAGCUUUUUACACUCUUCUAUGGUAGAACAAUACACCCUGAGAAGCCUAUUUAUUUCGACCGCUUUGGCCAUACCCAAGAGAAAAUAAAGUCCUAAGGAUGCGAGGAAGGGGUCUUUUGUAUUACCUUUGAAAACAGAAGCUUUUUGUUUGUCUUUUCUAGUUUUUCUUCAAAGUGAGAAAGAGAAUAAUAACAGAUGAAUGUUGAAAAUUCAAUUUGCUUGCAUUCACAUUGUCAUAAAAAAACAGCCUCAUGACCUGUUUCGAAG